UUCACGAAGCACACACAUAUAGUCACAUGCACACACACACACAGAGAUGAACAGAAACAUAUGACAUAACUUUUCAAUGGAGAUCAAGCAGGAGAAGCUAUGGCUUUCUUUAAUUGUGCUCUCUGUAAUUACUACAACGGUUUUGGGGGAAUUUGGAGGACCAUUACUGAAGGGUUUCUACAAAGAGAGUUGCCCAUUAGCAGAGGAAAUUGUUAAGCAUAACGUCGAGGUUGCUGUUCUCAAAGAUCCUCGUAUGGCGGCUUCUCUUCUUCGUCUUCAGUUCCACGAUUGCUUCGUCUUGGGUUGUGAUGCGUCUGUGCUCUUGGACACACAUGGUGAUAUGGUGAGUGAGAAACAAGCAACUCCUAAUGUGAACUCUUUGCGUGGAUUUGAAGUAAUUGACUACAUUAAGUACCUCCUUGAAGAUGCUUGUCCUCUAACCGUCUCCUGUUCCGAUAUCCUCACCAUGGCCGCUCGAGACUCAGUCUUCCUGAGAGGAGGACCAUGGUGGGAAGUUUUGCUAGGGAGAAGAGACUCACUAAAGGCAAGCUUCGCAGGCGCAAACCAAUUUAUUCCGGCACCAAACUCCUCCCUCGAUAGCCUCAUCAAUAAUUUCAAGCAACAAGGCCUCAACAUUCAAGAUCUCAUCGCACUUUCGGGUGCUCAUACAAUAGGUAAAGCGAGAUGCGUGAGCUUCAAGCAACGCAUAGUUCAACCAAACAUGGAACAAACGUUCUACGUCGAUGAGUUCAAGAGACAAAGCACAUUCAGGCGAGUCCUACGGUCACAAUGCAAAGAUUCAAGCCGUGACAACGAACUGUCACCAUUGGAUAUCAAGACGCCAACUUACUUUGACAAUCAUUAUUACACCAAUCUGUUAGAGGGGAAAGGGUUGUUGAUAUCGGAUAACGUUCUGGUCACAGAAGAUCAUGAAGGAGAGAUCUUUAGGAAAGUAUGGGAAUACGCAGUGGAUCAAGAUCUCUUCUUCAAAGAUUUUGUGGAAUCCAUGUUGAAAAUGGGAAGUAUUAAUGUUCUUACUGGUAUAGAAGGUGAGAUCAGGGAGAACUGUAGAUUUGUAAAUAUCUGAAUUAAAAAAGUAUGAUUACAAAUUAUUUGCAUACGUUACAAUAUCAACCAAGAUUAAGUAAUGAAUUUUGCCGGUUUAUUAACAAUUAAAAUUGGCCUGUAUAUUGGACUACUCUGCUUCGGCCAAGUAUGUGUUUAACUAAUCUAGUGUCGUUUAGAGUUGCAAUGGUCAAUGUUUACAACCUCAAAUUAUCAGUGCAAUGCUCACAUUUCAAAAGCUCAAAUUAUCAGUGCAAUGGUUAAUGUUCAAGCAGACGCUAGUGAACCUGUGUCCAAACAAAAUUGAAAAUUCCCUCUGAACAAAUAAAAAUUGAUUGUAAAACUAAUAAAAAUCACGUUUUUUUGGUUAGAAGGGCAUCAGAUAAUCAUAAAAGUUAGCAUCACAUACAAUCAGACGCAAAUUACCCAUGAAAUAUAAUUUCAUCAUCUGCCCAGUAAAAAUCAUAAGAAAAUUAAAAACCAAAUUCUUGAAAUCAACAAAACAAAACAUAAAAACAAAAACUAAAGAAUCUGAGUAUCAGCUCUCCAAGGUGAAUAAAACAUCAAUGUAAUUUCAGUCUCAAAUAACAUCAAUAUAUGAGAUUCAUCCUUUACUCAGAUCCCAAAAA
This is a messenger RNA of Camelina sativa (false flax), 1694 nucleotides long. Its product is annotated as peroxidase 20-like. NCBI's taxonomy places the organism in Eukaryota, Viridiplantae, Streptophyta, Magnoliopsida, Brassicales, Brassicaceae. Gene Ontology annotation, molecular function: peroxidase activity; heme binding. Gene Ontology annotation, biological process: response to oxidative stress; hydrogen peroxide catabolic process. The record is from RefSeq and is a predicted model, not a curated record.